Molecule: messenger RNA, 1704 nt
Organism: Aspergillus tanneri
Lineage: Eukaryota; Fungi; Ascomycota; Eurotiomycetes; Eurotiales; Aspergillaceae
Product: amino acid permease
Exons: 4
Coding region: 1-1704 (567 amino acids)
Biological process (GO): transmembrane transport
Cellular component (GO): membrane
Molecular function (GO): transmembrane transporter activity
Source: RefSeq, a predicted model, not a curated record
AUGGAUGGAACCCAUGUACCAGGCAGACUUCCCCCCAAAGCGUCGGCCUACGCCAGUCUCGACCAUGCCCCUGUCACUUCGGUCCUGCAAGAUGGCGAUGUCCCUUAUACGGACCAUGCCAUGGACGCAGAUGAGCGGAUAAUCACCGCAUUGGGAUACAAGCAAGAAUUCAAGCGUGAAUUCUCCCUAUGGACGACAUUCUGCGUCAGCUUUGCCGUGCUUGGUUUGUUGCCGUCGUUCGCCAGAAUGGGUUAUGCGGGAACAGCUGGUAUGGUUUGGGGCUGGAUCAUCGCCAUGAUUUUUAUCCAGUGUGUCGCUCUGUCCAUGGCAGAACUAUGCUCGGCCAUGCCCACCAGCGGCGGCCUCUACUACGCAGCAGCAGUGCUUGCGCCUCCAAAGUAUGGCCCCUUCGCGGCAUGGAUCACUGGCUGGUCCAACUGGAUCGGUCAGAUAACCGCCGCGCCAUCUGUGGACUAUUCCCUGGCUGCCAUGAUCCUCGCUUCUGGUUCCAUAACGAACCCGAGCUAUGUUCCGACCAGUUGGCAGACGUUCGUUCUGACCGCCCUUGUCAUGAUUCUCCACGCGGCAAUCAGCAGUAUGCCGACUAAAUGGGUUGCUCAGUUUAAUUCGUAUGGGUCAACGUUCAACAUGCUCGCACUCAUCGCCGUUAUCAUCGCCAUUCCGGCGGGGACCAAGAAUGAGCCAAAGUUCCAACCGUCCAGGGAAGUCUGGGGCACCAUCACCAAUAUGACGGACUUCCCGGAUGGGGUGGCCGUGCUCAUGACCUUCGUCGGCGUUAUUUGGACCAUGUCUGGAUAUGACUCCCCGUUCCACCUAAGCGAGGAAUGCUCCAACGCCAACAUUGCUUCGCCGCGCGCAAUCGUCAUAACAUCGGGCGUAGGUGGACUGAUGGGCUGGUUCUUGCAGUUGGUCGUCGCUUACACAGUGCUGGACAUCGAGGCUGUGAUUGAUUCGGACCUUGGCCAACCCUGGGCGUCCUAUCUGCUGCAGGUCCUGCCACAGAAGACGGCCAUGGCUAUCCUCGCGCUGACCAUAAUAUGCGGAUUCUCCAUGGGUCAAGGCUGCAUGGUCGCUGCAUCGCGGGUGACGUACGCCUACGCUCGCGACGACUGCUUCCCCUGGUCCAAAUACUGGAAGAAAGUCGACCCUCGCACCAAGACGCCCGUGAAUGCGGUGGUAGUGAACGCCGCUAUUGGGAUCCUGAUGUGUCUCCUGAUCCUGGCAGGAGACGUGGCGAUUGGCGCGCUGUUCUCCAUCGGAGCCAUUGCCCAGUUCGUAGCCUUCUCUAUCCCCAUCGCGAUUCGCGUCUUCUUUGUCGGAGACCGCUUCCGUCGGGGCCCAUGGCAUCUGGGGCCCUUUGGGCCCGUCAUCGGUGGGCUGGGAGUAUCAUUUGUGCUGCUGAUGGUGCCGAUUCUGUGUCUACCCAGUGUCACGGGAGGGAACCUGACGCCGGAUCUGAUGAACUGGACGUGCCUCGUGUACGGCGCCCCGAUGCUGGCGGUGAUCAUCUGGUGGGUGGUAGAUGCCCAUAAAUGGUUCACUGGGCCGAAGGUGAAUGUGGAGCAUGCCAUCCAUCCUGUGGAGGAUGGGUCCGCCAUUGUCCAUGUGGGGGUGGAGAUUGAAGAUCCAGACAGCAGUGGAGGUGAACCGGCGGAUACAGUUACACCCAAGUUGAAGCCGUAG